AUGCAGUCUUCUCGCUUCCACAUCAUCCGGGCCCGUCUCUCGGCCACCAAGCUCCGCACCUCCUUCCGCCGGUCCUCCUCGGCCUCGUCCCGGCGGUCGAGCAACAGCUCCCGCAACUCCUUCUCCUCGGCCAACAUGUCCCCCGCCGCCAGCACCAUCAACAGCAUCAUCUCCCGCCAGUCGUCCAUCGUCGACCUCGAGGAGGAGCGCAAGAGCUUCGGCAGCGAGCUCAACAUCCUCGAGCCCCGGCCCAUCGUCUAUUGGGGCAGCGUCGAGGAGCGCAUGAGCUCCUUCUAG
Molecule: messenger RNA, 297 nt
Organism: Thyridium curvatum
Lineage: Eukaryota; Fungi; Ascomycota; Sordariomycetes; Thyridiales; Thyridiaceae
Exons: 1
Coding region: 1-297 (98 amino acids)
Source: RefSeq, a predicted model, not a curated record